AUGUAUGCCAAAAUAAAACACGCUGAGAAAUUACUAGAUAAUAAAAAUGCGCAUAGUUCUUCAAUUAAAGACAUUGUACCCAAGCAACAUUUACCGUCCAUUGAAGUACCUAAAUUCUCAGAUCAUGAAGUCGAUGAUUUUAUUAAAAUAAGAAAUGGAUAUUAUAUUCCUCAUUUCGCUGUCGAAAAAGAAAGUUCCUCUACGCCUUUACGCGUCGUGUUUGAUGCAUCUGCGAAAAAUUCAGAAUUCACUUCCUUGAACGAAAUUUUGCAUGUUGGUCCUAAAUUACAAACCGACAUUUGUUCAAUCCUUCUAAAUUUUCGUUUCGGGCCUAUAGCAUUAACAGCUGAUAUCAAACAAAUGUAUCGUAAUAUUUGGGUUCGUAAACAAGAUAGAAAAUAUCAAAAAAUCUUAUGGAGACCGUUUCCCGAUGCACCCAUUGGCAUCUAUGAAUUAAAUACCGUAACUUUUGGUCUAUCAUCAUCUCCCUUUCAAGCUAUCAGAACCAUCAAACAACUAUCCCGAGACGAAUGUUCCAAAUAUUCUCAAUCUAUUUCUAGAAUUCUUGAGAACGAUGUCUAUAUUGAUGAUGUGGUUACAAGUAUCGACUCCUUGGAUAGCGCUAAAACCAUUUGCGAGGGUUUGCAGACUGUAUUAUCGUCUGGUGGUUUUGAAUUAAAAAAGUGGGAAUCUAAUAAUUCUAAUCUGCGUAAACUUUUUUCUGAUUCUGAUGUACAAAAUAAACAUUUCUCUAAAUCGGAUUUUCAAAUGGAAUCUUCUACAAAGGUAUUGGGAUUAAAAUGGGAUCCCUUAUCAGAUAAUUUUUCAUUCGAAAUAAAGCUUACGUGGAGAAAAUGGACAAAGAGACAACUUCUUUCAGUAAUAGCGCGAAUCUGGGAUCCUCUGGGUUUUCCUAACUCCGAUAGUUGUUAA
This is a messenger RNA of Ctenocephalides felis (cat flea), 933 nucleotides long. RefSeq lists its product as uncharacterized. The coding region runs from base 1 to 933 and encodes 310 amino acids. NCBI's taxonomy places the organism in Eukaryota, Metazoa, Arthropoda, Insecta, Siphonaptera, Pulicidae. The record is from RefSeq and is a predicted model, not a curated record. The transcript is spliced from 2 exons.